AAAAAAAAAGGUGCAUGGAGCCGUAGACUAAAGUCUCAGAUACGGAGGAAAACACGGUUGCGUUUCUAAGAUGAGAACGAAAGGUAGUAAAUAAAAGUACCAAGUUCGAUUGGGUAGGCCUGUAAAGCACUAGAUAAUGGCCCCCCAACCUCCAAAACUCCGACACCGGACAAACGACGUGGAGUUGACAUGGCAACCUCCCCCAAACAACGCCGUUAGAAAAAGGAUUAUAAAUAAUAUGAUUAUAUAUUUAUAUUAUAAUAUUAUGUUUGCUUGGAAGGUCAGCUUGAAGCUCAGCCUCUUUUCUCUUUUCUCUUUUCUUGUUUUUUCCUCUCUCUGUGUUUCUCUUUAGCUCUGGACUGAAUAUGGAAGGUUGGUUAGUGAAUGUGUUGGAUCUUUUGCGUUGAGAGCCUGAGGAUUCAGAUUUUGACGCCCAUAUAGGCAAAUGAGGUAGUGUUGUUUUCAGAUUUGAAGUUGCUCCUGGUUUUUUGCUUUGAAAAAUUUCAGCUUUUUGCAGCAUUAUCAUGGUCUGCAAGUAGGAAACAGAGGAUGAUGAUCCAAGAACUCAGGCCACAUGCUUACUCAAGUUUAUUACGCAUAAAUAACCAACAGAUUUAACUCAAAAAGAGAUUUCAAAAAUGAAGAAGUGGUCUGGGGGCGUGAUGAUAUUGGCUUUAGCUAUGAUCUUGAUUUUCCGUUACAGUCUUGUUGGAAGACAGCCACAGAAGCAGUCAGCAUAUAGUUUCUUCCAUUACCAUCCAGAAAAUGAUGCGCUUACAAAGGACGACAGCGAGUUCAUCAUGCCUUCCGAGAUCAGAGUGAAGACGGUACCAAAACCAAAACCAAAACUAAAACCGUCGACAAAACCAUCAAAGAAGCCCCACCUUGUUAAUGUCCAAGGACUUGAUCAGCUGUAUAAUUCACACAACAUGUCACAACAAGAUUCGAAGGCAUUGCUUGUAUGGGCAUAUAUGCGUCCCCUACUGUCCCGGUCAGAUGCUUUGCCUGAAACAGCUCAAGGGGUCAAAGAGGCUUCAGUAGCAUGGAAAGAUUUAGUGUCUAUAAUUGAGGAAGAAAAAGCCUCAGAUUUUAGCAGUAGUAAUGGGCCAGAGAAUAAAAAUUGUCCUUCCUCUGUAAAUACGCUUGAUAAGUCGGUCUUAGGUGAUGGAGCGAUUCUUCAGUUCCCUUGUGGCCUUAUUGAGGAUUCUUCCAUUUCAAUGCUUGGCAUUCCUGAUGGGCCCUCUGGGAGCUUUCUAAUUGAGCUUAUAGGUUCAACACUUUCAGGGGACUCCGAGCCUCCUAUUAUCUUGCAUUAUAAUGUCAGUCUACCUGGGAAUAACAUGACUGAGGAGCCAUUUAUAGUUCAAAGUACAUGGACUAAGGAACUUGGGUGGGGCAAGGAAGAAAGAUGUCCUGCUCACAGAUCUGCCAACAGCCUGAAAGUUGAUGGACUUGUUCUUUGCAAUGAACAAGUUGUUAGAAGCACUUCCGAAGAAAAUCUAAAUACAAGUCGUCCUAGUAAUGACAUGUUAACCAAUGUUUCUAAGGGAAGUGACCAUGGAACUGUUAGUUUCCCCUUUGUUGAAGGCACUCCUUUCACUGCCACAUUAUGGGUUGGUUUAGAGGGAUUCCAUGUGACUGUAAAUGGAAGACACGAAACAUCUUUUGCAUAUAGGGAGAAACUUGAACCAUGGUCAGUUGGUAAGGUCAAAGUGUCUGGUGGUUUGAAUCUCUUAUCUGCCUUGGCUAAAGACUUGCCUGUUUCUGAAGAUCAUGAUUUAGUUGUUGAUGUUGAGCUCCUCAAAGCUCCAUCUAUCCCAAAGAAAAGACUGGUAAUGCUGGUUGGGGUUUUUUCUAGUGGAAAUAAUUUUGAGCGUCGAAUGGCUCUAAGGAGAUCUUGGAUGCAGUAUGAGCCUGUACGUUCUGGAGAUGUAGCUGUCCGGUUUUUUAUUGGCCUUCACAAGAACAAGCAGGUUAACUAUGAGCUUUGGAGGGAAGCUCAAGCAUAUGGUGAUAUUCAACUGAUGCCAUUUGUUGAUUAUUACAGCCUGAUCAGUUUGAAAACGAUUGCUAUUUGCAUUAUGGGGACAAAGGUCCUCCCUGCAAAAUUCAUCAUGAAAACUGAUGAUGAUGCUUUUGUUAGGAUUGAUGAAGUUCUCUCCAGCCUUAAAGAAAAGUCGACUAAUGGUCUCUUGUAUGGUCUUAUAUCCUUUGAAUCAUCACCCCAGAGGGAUAAAGACAGCAAAUGGUAUAUCAGUAAUAAGGAAUGGCCUCAUGCUUCAUACCCUCCAUGGGCCCAUGGUCCAGGUUAUAUCAUCUCGAGGGACAUUGCCAAAUUUAUUGUCCAGGGGCACCAGGAAAGAGAUCUACAGCUUUUUAAACUAGAAGAUGUAGCCAUGGGUAUAUGGAUCGAAGAGCUCAGAAACAGCGGUCAAGAAGUGCACUACACUAACGAUGAGAGGUUUUUCAAUGCUGGUUGCCAAUCGAAUUAUAUUCUUGCUCAUUACCAAAGCCCAAGACUGGUGUUAUGCCUUUGGGAGAAGCUGCUGAAAGAGAAGAGGCCCAACUGUUGCGAGUAAAUAUCAAAACCUCACCGCCAUGACUCUUGCGUAUCAACCAUACUCCUUCCACGCAUUUACAUGGGAAGGUUGAAUUGCAGCUCAUUAUGGGCAGAACUGGGUGUUCAAAUUCAAUUCAAUUACAUUCUUUUAUUUAUGGGUUUUCUGAGGAACCCAAAUAGCAUGGUUGUUAGUAUCUUACCAUACUUAUCGUGUUGAUUUCAGUAUAUGUAACUUUACGUGUACCGUAAAAUUCACUAUAUCAAUCGAUAUACAAAUACGUGUUGGUUGAUACUUCUAA
Messenger RNA from Ziziphus jujuba (common jujube), 2859 nucleotides. RefSeq names its product hydroxyproline O-galactosyltransferase GALT3. Lineage: Eukaryota; Viridiplantae; Streptophyta; Magnoliopsida; Rosales; Rhamnaceae. The record is from RefSeq and is a predicted model, not a curated record. The coding region runs from base 639 to 2579 and encodes 646 amino acids. The transcript is spliced from 8 exons. Gene Ontology annotation, cellular component: Golgi membrane. Gene Ontology annotation, molecular function: galactosyltransferase activity; carbohydrate binding.